Ornithorhynchus anatinus (platypus) is the source of this 2573-nucleotide messenger RNA. It is a transcript of the gene PUM3, whose product is annotated as pumilio RNA binding family member 3. Gene Ontology annotation, molecular function: mRNA binding. Gene Ontology annotation, biological process: regulation of translation. The record is from RefSeq and is a predicted model, not a curated record. Gene Ontology annotation, cellular component: nucleolus. Lineage: Eukaryota; Metazoa; Chordata; Mammalia; Monotremata; Ornithorhynchidae. The transcript is spliced from 20 exons. Bases 418 to 2343 code for a protein of 641 amino acids.
CCCGGAAGCGGAAGGAGGGAGCCGGAAGAGCUGCCGCCGCCCCUGCUGCACGUGCGCCGUGCCCGGUCACCGUGGAAGCCGAAGAUAGGAAAAAAAAAAAAACAAACCGUCUCCCGGGAGAUUGGGGAAGCCCCAAGGCCGAAAGAUGUUUAAGAAAAAUGGCAGUAAGUCGGAUAUGGCAAAAGGGGUGUUCUCCGGCGUCUCUUUGGUUUAAUGGUUCGACUUCUUCGGUUCUUCUCAGAAAGCGUCGACCGGCCCUCCUCAGGAGCGUGGGGGGGUUUUCCGAUAAACUCGUAGAACGGGAACGGAACAUCCUCUUCUCCGUGCACGUGCUCGUCGAUCGGUGGCGUUCACCGAGCCUACGUAAAGUCGUGUCGAACCCUUAAGGCGUCGGAGACCGGAAGCCGGCUGUGGCUGAUGAGCGCGUCCGCCAACUCCGUUGUACCUCCCAAGCGCUUAGCGCACCGCUCUGCGCACGGUCCUGGCUCUUCAAAGAAGCUUCCAAGGAAAAGUUCGGAGAACGAAGGGCCAGAAUUCCGAUCCAAGAAGUUGGAGAGGGGCAACAAAAAGCCCGGAAGAGUUGGCGUCAGGCAGUUCAGAAAUAAGCAGCCGGGGGAUAAGUUGGCUAAAAAACGACCGUUCCAGCAGGGAGAUAAAUCGACCGAGAAGAGAAAGUUUCAGCGAGAGAAUCAAGAUGACGGGUCGGCAGCUAAGAAACCCAAGUGGGAUGACUUCAAAAAGAAAAAGAAGGAAUUAAAGCAGAGCAGACAGAGCAACGAUAAAAGCGGCUAUGACGUCGUCAUGAAGGCAAAGCUGAUUUGGGAAAGCCUAAGAAGAAAAAACUGCGACAGAGAAAAGCGGACAAAAUUGAUGAGUGAACUGCAGAAGCUGCUUCGGGGGAAAAUUAAAACCAUUGCUUUUGCGCACGAUUCAACUCGUGUCAUCCAGUGUUACAUUCGGUACGGAAAUGACAGACAAAGAGAAGAAGCUUUCGAAGAACUGAAAGAGAAUUUGGUUGAAUUGAGCAAAGCCAAAUAUUCCAGAAAUAUCGUGAAGAAAUUUCUAAUGUACGGAAGCAAACCCCAGGUGGCGGAAAUCAUCAGAAGUUUCAAAGGCCAGGUGAGGAGGAUGUUGCGGCACGCCGAAGCUUCUGCCAUCGUCGAGUACGCCUACAACGACAAAGCCAUUUUGGAACAGCGGAACAUGUUGGUAGAGGAGCUCUAUGGCAAUACGUUCCAGAUUUACAAGUCAGCGGUUCACCCGACUCUGGAUAAAGUGCUGGAGGUGCAGCCUGCGAAACAGGAGGCUAUUAUGGAUGAAAUGAAACAGAUUCUCACUCCAAUGGCCCAAAAGGAAGCUGUUAUUAAGCACUCACUGGUCCAUAAAGUGUUCUUGGACUUUUUCACCCACGCGCCUUCGAAACUCAGAUCGGAAAUGAUCGAAGCGAUCAGAGAAGCAGUGAUCUACUUGGCGCACACGCACGACGGCGCUAGGGUGGCCAUGAACUGUCUGUGGCACGGCACGCCAAAGGACCGAAAGGUCAUUGUGAAGACGAUGAAGACCUACGUCGAGAAGGUAGCUAACGGCCAGUAUUCUCACUUAGUUUUGCUGGCGGCUUUCGACUGCAUUGACGAUACUAAGCUAGUGAAGCAGUUAAUCAUCUCCGAGAUCGUCAGUUCCUUGCCCGACAUCGUCAACAAUAAAUACGGACGGAAAGUCCUGUCGUAUUUGCUGAGCCCCAGAGAUCCUGCUCACGUGGUACCGGAGAUCAUCAAGGUUUUGCAGAAAGGCGACGAAAACGCUCACAGUAAAAAAGACCCAGCGAUCCGCCGGCGUGAACUGCUGGAAGCCAUUUCCCCGGCUCUGUUGAGCUACGUUCAGGAGCACGCCCGGGAAUUGGUGGUGGACAAAGGGUCCUGCGUCCUGGUGGCCGACGUCCUGGGACGUGCAGUCGGCGGGGUCCAGCCCGUCAUGGAUGCCGUCGCCGACCUGGCAGCCGCGGAACUGAUUCCCGGCGGCGAGGAUGGGGAGCUUCACGUGGCCGAGCAUCCGGCGGGACAUCUGGUGCUGAAGUGGCUAAUAGAGCAGGACGGAAAGCGGAGAGAAAACGGAAGAGAAGGUUGCUUUGCAAGAACUCUGAUAGAGCGUGUUGGCGUUGAGAAUCUCAAGUCCUGGGCUGGCAUCAAUCGGGGUGCCAUUAUCCUCUGUUGCCUCCUCCGAAGCUGCGAUCAGGAAGCGGCGGACGAAGUUAGAGCUGAACUGAAGAGCCUUGUCCCCGAAUUGAAAAAAACCACCAACGCCGGCAAAGGGCUAGCCGCUCUGCUUGAGAAACUGACCGCCUGAGAGGAGAGGGGAUAUCGAAGAACGAAUCUGAGACACUUUCCCGGCCGGGAGAGGUGUGAGACCGUCGGGUCCGGCCCGGUCCCCCCCCCCCCCCCCCCCCCCCCACGGGGCUGACCUCGGGACUGGGGCGCGAGGGAGGGAGACCAGACCAGGUGUGGUUUUCUUCUUCCCCGCCAUUCUUUGUAACAGUCGGUGUAAAAGCGACCCGAGGAAAUAAACGGUUUCCCGAA